Molecule: messenger RNA, 264 nt
Organism: Cariama cristata (Red-legged seriema)
Lineage: Eukaryota; Metazoa; Chordata; Aves; Cariamiformes; Cariamidae
Product: sodium/potassium-transporting ATPase subunit beta-1-interacting protein 2-like
Exons: 3
Biological process (GO): regulation of sodium ion transport
Source: RefSeq, a predicted model, not a curated record
UCUAGACUCUUUUUGCUACUGCUUUGCUAUUCUCAUUUACUCUUUGUUUCUGUGCUCGAGAGGCAAAUAUUUGACUUCCUUGGUUAUCAGUGGGCACCCAUCCUGGCAAAUUUUAUACACAUUAUUAUAGUCAUACUUGGCUUAUUUGGAACCAUCCAGUAUAGACCUCGUUACAUAACAGGAUAUGCAGUCUGGCUGGUCCUUUGGGUUACAUGGAACGUGUUUGUUAUCUGCUUCUAUUUGGAGGCUGGGGACCUUUCAAAG